Pteropus alecto (black flying fox) is the source of this 4066-nucleotide messenger RNA. It is a transcript of the gene CARNS1, whose product is annotated as carnosine synthase 1. Bases 93 to 3053 code for a protein of 986 amino acids. Gene Ontology annotation, molecular function: ATP hydrolysis activity; metal ion binding; carnosine synthase activity. Lineage: Eukaryota; Metazoa; Chordata; Mammalia; Chiroptera; Pteropodidae. Gene Ontology annotation, biological process: carnosine biosynthetic process. The record is from RefSeq and is a predicted model, not a curated record. The transcript has 9 exons.
UCGCCGCGCCCUCACCCGGUCCGUGCCGCCCGCCGAACUUCACCGCGCCUCUGCCGCCCGCCCGCCAGGCUCUCAGCCUCUCCACCUGUAAGAUGCUCUCCCUAGAUCCGCUGGGUCUCGAGUGGCCCUGCUCCCUGGGCUCCAAGGACCUGGAGGAAGAGGAGGGCCCAUGGGGAGGAGGCUCUGGCCCGCCGCCCCCGGGUUACUUCCCUGGCUCCUGGCGCCAGGACGUGGGCCUGGACUGCAAGGGCUGCCCCGAGGGGGCGGAGGCCCGGGCCUGGACUGUCUACUACUACAGCCUCCUGCAGAGCUGUCUGCAGCAAGCUGGCCUUCCGGAGACCCAGGACCGCAGCCAGGUGCCCCGCACAGGCUUCCCUGGGGCAGAGGUGACCUUGUGCAUUCUGGGAUCCCCCAGCACCUUUCUGUCUGUGCUGCUGGAGGCUGGGGUCCAGAGUCCGGGAAACAUGCUUCUUUGCCUGUCCCCCGCUUGGCUGACGAAGGUGCCAGCGCCGGGACAGCCAGGCGAGGCGGCCCUACUGGUCUCCAAGGCAGUGAGCUUCCACCCAGGGGGCCUGACGUUCCUGGAUGACUUUGUUCCCCCACGCCGCGCCACCUACUUCCUGGCGGGCCUGAGACCGGGGUCUGGCUGGGGUCGGGAGGCAGCUGAGCUUGCCCGUGACCUCACCUGCCCUACAGGAGCCACGGCCGAGUUGGCCCGGCUGCUGGAGGAUCGGCUGCUGACAAGGCAAUUGCUGGCCCAGCAGGGUGGCGUGGCUGUGCCAGCUACCCUGGCUUUCACCUACAAGCCACCGGCACUGCUGCAGGGAGGGGAAGCCAGCCCAGGACUGAGGCUGGUGGAGCUGAGUGGCAAAGAGGGCCAGGAGACACUGGUGAAGGAGGAAGUCGGGGCCUUUCUGCACUCUGAGGCCCUGGGUGAUGCCCUGCAGGUGGCCAUCAAGCUCAGCAGCUGGCGCUGGCGGGGGCGGCAGGCCUUGCGUCUGCGGCCACGAGCAGAGGUGGGCAUGGUGGCUGACACAGUGCUAGCAUUGCUGGAGAAACUGGAGGAGGAGGAGAGUGUCGUGGUGGAGGCUGUGUGCCUACCUGCCCGGAUGCCCUUCCCAGGCAGUCCUCCACCUGGCCCAGAGCUGGCUGUGCGGAUCUGUGCUGUGGUGUGUCGGACACAGGGCGACAGGCCCCUGUUGAGCAAGGUGGUGUGCGCCGUGGGCCGUGGGGACCGGCCUCUACGGCAUCAGAACUCUUUGCCGCGGACGCUGGAGGUGGCGCUGGCCCAGUGCGGACUGGGUGAGGCGGCGCAGGUGGCGGUCGUGCGCCGGAGCGUCAAGGCGGCGGCCGAGGCUGCGCUGGCCGCUGUGCUGGCCCUGGAGGCCGGUCUGAGCGCUGAGCAGCGCGGCGGGCGCCAGGCCUGCACUGACUUCCUCGGUGAGUACGGGUGGCCCGGGGACCGAGGCUGGGGGCCAGAGAGCGAGACCCGAAGGCGGCCCGCGCUGAGCCCGCGCCCCCCGCCCGGCCCAGGCGUGGACUUCGCACUGACGGUGGCGGGUGGCGCGCUGACUCCCGUGGCCUUGGAGCUGAACGGCGGCCUCUGCCUGGAAGCGUGCGGCGUGAUCGAGGGGCUCUGGGCCGCCCCGCGCGCGGGGCUGGCGGCCGAGGAGGCAGCGGCAGCCGCGCCGCUGGUGGAGACCAUGCUGCGGCGCUCGGCACGGUGCCUCAUGGAGGGGAAGCAGCUCCUGGUGGUCGGCGGGGGCGGCUUCAGCAAGAAGUUCGUGUGGGAGGCAGCUCGCGACUACGGGCUCAAGCUGCACCUGGUGGAGUCAGACCCCAACCACUUUGCAUCCCAGCUCGUGCAGACCUUCAUCCACUUUGAUGUGACAGAGCACCGGAAGGACGAGGAGAAUGCACGGUUGCUGGCAGAGCUGGUGCGGGCACGUGGUCUGCAGCUAGAUGGCUGCUUCUCCUACUGGGAUGACUGCCUGGUGCUCACAGCCUUGCUCUGCCAGGAGCUGGGUCUGCCCUGCAGUCCCCCGGCUGCCAUGCGCCUGGCCAAACAGAAGAGCCGCACUCAGCUGCACCUGUUGUGCCGCCAAGGCCCACCCUGGCCCUCGCCCUCCCUCCAUGCUGUGCCUUGUUGCUCACUGGAGAGUGAGGCUGAUGUGGAAAGGGCUGUACGCCAGGUGCCUCUGCCAGGCGUCAUGAAGCUGGAGUUUGGGGCGGGCGCGGUGGGCGUGCGGCUGGUGGAGGAUGCACCACAGUGCCACGAGCAUUUUUCUCGGAUCGUCCGAGAUCUGCAAGGUGAGGCCGAUCACCCUGGCAUUGGGCUGGGCUGGGGCAAUGCCAUGCUGCUGAUGGAGUUCGUUGAAGGCACCGAACACGAUGUGGACCUGGUGGUGUUUGGUGGUCAACUGCUGGCUGCCUUUGUCUCUGACAAUGGCCCCACCCGGCUGCCUGGCUUCACUGAGACGGCAGCCUGCAUGCCCACCGGGCUGGCACCGGAGCAGGAGGCGCAGCUGGUGCAGGCAGCCUUCCGCUGUUGCCUGGGCUGCGGGCUGCUGGAUGGAGUCUUCAAUGUGGAGCUCAAGCUGACCAGGGCUGGGCCACGGCUCAUCGAGAUCAAUCCCCGCAUGGGUGGCUUCUACCUUCGAGACUGGAUCCUCGAGCUCUACGGUGUGGACCUGCUGCUGGCUGCUGCUAUGGUAGCCUGCAGGCUUCGGCCCGCCUUGCCUGCCCACGCACGGGCCCGUGGCCACUUGGUGGGGGUCAUGUGCCUGGUGUCCCAGCACCUGCAGGUGCUGAGUUCCACAGCCAGUCAAGAGGCUCUGCAGGCUCUUCAUGACGGCGGCCUGCUGCGCUUCAACGUAUUUCUAUCUUUAGAGGAGGCCCUGGUGCCUAGUGAGUACGAGGAGCCCUACUGCAAUGUGGCCUGCGCUGGGUCCAGCCCGGCCGAGGCCCGCCUGCGCCUGCUGGGCCUCUGCCAGGGCCUGGGCAUCGACGGGCCCCACUACCCCGUUGCCCACUUCCUGUCCCACUUCAAAUAGCACUGGAGCUAGGAGAAAGGGGUAGAGUGCUGGAGGUGGGGACUGUGGUGCCUUCUGCCACCUGACGCUCUCUCUGCCUCUUCCCAUGGCCCUGCCUCAAUCCUGGCCCAGCCCACCCCACUCCAAGGCCUCAGGUCUGUUCCAGAGUGGCAGAGCCAUUUUGACACCAAGACUCCCCUGGGCUCAAGGGCCAUAAAAGUAUCUCCUGCCCUCCCAAAGUCCCCAGUCCAGCCCACAGCUGCCCCAGGACUCUAGCCAUGGAGAAUUGACGACAGCCUCACAUACCACCCACGUAUCUCCCCACCCCACCCCCAGGGAGGCAGGAGUGGACCCAAAUCCGGUCCGCCCUCCACACCUCUCCAAGUGUCUCCGCCAUCUACAGGAGGAGAGAACCUGGCAGGCCCCUGGCCUUUGACAAAUCCCAAGACAACCUGAGACUAAAUCUGAUGUCCUCUUAACUCUCGUCCCCUCAUUUAACAUAUUUCAGGAUGGUUCUAGAGCCUGCUGACAACUUUCGGCAGCACGCCUCCUGCCUCGUUUGGCCUGAGCAGUAGAAACAGGUGACCUGGGAUCAGCAGUAAUCGUCUCCCCUCUAGGUAGACAUGAUCGCCCCAUUCUACAGAUGAGGAAACAGGCUCAAAGAGGACAAAACCAUUGCCCCAAGUUCAUAUCACGGUGGAUGGAAGGUUGAGGAACAAGACGUAGGGUCCGAGUUUCUGCUUUUACUAAGUCUUACAUGCCCACUCAGCUUCUAGGCCCUGCUCACCUCCCCACACUCAUUCAUACGUGGUCCUGAGAUGUGUGAACACGCCCCUCCCAUGCACCACGUAUCUCCACCAAGCUUUGGUGCUUUGGCCUUUGGCACACCUAACCAGCACCAGCAGAGGAGAGUCUGCACGCCCUUCCUAAGUCAGGGGAGGCUGCUUUAAGAAUUCGUCCCUCUGUGCAGCACAGGAGCUGUGGACAGCUCCAUAAGCGUCCCUCUUCAAAUAAAGGCUUAAGGUCUAUGGAAA